Molecule: messenger RNA, 1218 nt
Organism: Caenorhabditis remanei
Lineage: Eukaryota; Metazoa; Nematoda; Chromadorea; Rhabditida; Rhabditidae
Exons: 4
Coding region: 1-1218 (405 amino acids)
Source: RefSeq, a predicted model, not a curated record
AUGUAUCUAAACCCCGAAUUCAAGUUCGCAAAACUUCCCUGGCUUGCCGGUCAAAGAUUGUUUCGAAAUAUGAAUGUAGUUGACUUAAUGAACAUCGCACAAGCGUCCCCAUCCACCGACUGGCUUACCCAGAUCGCUAGCGUUCCCACCAAUUUUUCAGUCACUUUCGUGUCAUCCGAUAGAUUUUUUCAAGAUCACUGGGAUAUUCGUAUGGAUUUUCGGGAUAAUGACGCCUUUAUCUGGCAUUUAUGGCCAAAUGCAACACAAAUUGUUGGCGCAAGAAUAAAAUGGAUGGUUGGAAAGCACAAAUUGGUUACGAAAAUUGAAAAAAAGAAAAGUGAGCGAGAGCCGACUAUCAUUCAUUCCUUCAUGGUUGGAUUCCAAAAAACGCUGUUUGAGAUUGUCGAGUGGCUCGAGAAGCUAUUCACAUGCAAAGUAACAAACAUCAACAUCCCAUUCCCAGCUUUGCAAAACUGUCCACGGACAGCUAGAUGGUCUGCAUUGAGGUAUUCAAAGAAUCUGACAAUGACCACUUCGUGUGCCGAUUCGGAGUGGAUUGUGGCAAUUUUGAAGGAGCGAUAUGCUCAGAAUUGUAAAACCUUCAUCGGCGAGGUGGAAAUCGGAAGACCACGGGAUAUCAGUGUUGAGGCGCUCUCCUCAUUGACCUACAGAUCUGGACGCUUGAAUUUCAAUCUUUUGAGUUUCGACUACUUCUUGGAGUACGUGAAGAACCUCAUGGCAUCAGAUGACGAGCGAUUUUUGAUCUUGCGAGCAAGAAUCCCCGAUUGGACAAUCGAGAAAGUCAACGAGUUUGCCCAGAAACUUGAACUAGCCCGUUCCCCGCUCGAAACGUUGUCCCGUACUCACUUCACGUCAGAAUUCGGGGAUUUCGAUGUGACACGACCAAUGUUCCAAUACAACCAAAGCGAAGAUAUAGUGCUCGCUUUCAACUUCUUGGUAAAACCUGGCGACUUGUAUGCCUGUAUGGCAGUGGUGAGAUGGAAGCGGAAAUCUGCGGAUAGAAUUGAGCAUGAAAGGCAGGUGGCGGAGAAUGCACGGCGGAAUGCAGAGGAGGACGCAAGAAUGAUGUUAGAGGAGAAUGAUGAGGAGGAUGAAGAAGAAGAUGUGAGGGAUGUGGAAGGAGCGAGAGGGGAUUAUAGAAGACGUGCAAUAAUUAUGGCGGUAGUUAGGGGACCACCUUUUAACAUCCAUCAUUAA